AUGGAGUCCCAACCAACUGCGAAGGCGCUGCAUAAUCGCAUCAACACCGAUAUUUCGCAAUUGCUACAGCGGUUCGAGAAUAUCAUGGCCACCGCAACGGUCGAGAACCCCAGUUACACUGCGACUGCUGUGGAGACGUAUCAACUGGACGUGGAGUCGACUGCACUGAUUCGUGCCGCGGAGGACAUUCUCGCCUUGACCCGGACAAUGAAAGAGACCUGGCUCUUCGGCAAACUCGACACCCUCGGUGAAGAUGACCGUGAUAUCCAGCGCCGCGAGAAGCUGGAGAAGGACGUGCUUGCAGUACAGAAUGCCAUUGAAGAGGGAGGGCUGUUGAAGGUGUCCCCUGAGAAAUAG
Penicillium cinerascens is the source of this 357-nucleotide messenger RNA. Its product is annotated as RNA polymerase II mediator complex head subunit MED22. Lineage: Eukaryota; Fungi; Ascomycota; Eurotiomycetes; Eurotiales; Aspergillaceae. Bases 1 to 357 code for a protein of 118 amino acids. The transcript has 4 exons. Gene Ontology annotation, cellular component: mediator complex. Gene Ontology annotation, biological process: regulation of transcription by RNA polymerase II. Gene Ontology annotation, molecular function: transcription coregulator activity. The record is from RefSeq and is a predicted model, not a curated record.